This is a messenger RNA of Rotaria sp. Silwood2, 732 nucleotides long. Lineage: Eukaryota; Metazoa; Rotifera; Eurotatoria; Philodinida; Philodinidae. The record is from the annotation of a GenBank genome assembly.
AUGUCUCAGUCAGGAUAUAGUGUUGAUAAUACAUCAAAUGUGCUACCUGAAUUUGCACAAAUAUCUUCCGGAAAAGGUCCUGUCAACGUCUUCGAAUUAAUGGGAUCAUCAUCUUGUUACUAUGUACCAACACAAAUCUCCUUCACAGAUCAUGGUGAUGGAUUUUUUUUACAGCAAAUGGGUGGUAUCAAAGUUCGACCAUAUUUAGAAUAUGAACAAGUUCCGAUAGUCAAUUUAAAUCCUUCAAACGGUGACACAAGUUUACGUGGCUUUAAGCAACGUAUGAACCAAGUACUUCCUGCACAAAAUGGUAUAUCGCCACAUAUUACUGGUGAGUAUGGUGAAAAAAGAACGAAAGGUGCACAUGGAGGAGUUGACUUUAAUUACAAAGUUCCUGGACAACGAGGUAUUAAUUUACAACAUCCAACAGUUAAUUCACCGGUGGAUGGAAAAGUUAUAUUUGUUGGUGGAGGCUAUGGUACGGUUAAAAUUCGCACAUCCGAUGGUUACAGUCAUGAAAUAUUACAUUUACAUACUACCAAUGUGCGUGUCGGUGAUGUAGUAGAAACGGGGCAAGCGAUUGGUACCAUGGGUGGUAGAGGACCAAAGAAAGAGAAACAGUAUGCACAACAUGUACAUUAUCAGGUGAAAGAUCCCAAAGGUCGAACAGUAGGUCCAAAGGAAUAUUUUGAAAAAGAAGAGAAGAAACAAACAGGCUCGACAAAACCAUAA